AUGGGGCAAGGAGAAUCUACCCCACUUUCUCUCAUGACUGACCAUUUUUCGGAUGUCAGGGCCAGGGCCCAUGACUUGUCUUUGCUGGUCAAGAAAAGUAAAUUAAUAACUUUUUGUUCUGCAGAGUGGCCCGCCUUUCAGGUUGGAUGGCCUCCGGAAGGCACCUUUCAACCGUCCAUCAUACAGGCUGUGAAGGAAAAGAUUAUGGCUCCUGAUCCCUGGGGCCAUCCGAGUCAGGUCCCCUAUGUCAUGGUCUGGCAGGAUCUAGUGGAAAAUCCGCCUAAAUGGUUAAAACCUUUUGUUUACAAACUUCCUAGUUCCUCCAGUUCACAGGUCCUGGUGAUGGAGACCCCCCCGGAGGAAACCAAAAAGAAAGAGGACCCAAAACCAGUCCUUCAGGAAUCUUCUUAUCCAAACCUGAUAGAUCUAGAAAUGGAGAUAAGGCCUCCGCCAUAUGUGCCCUCCUUGCAAUCCCCUCCGAGGAGAGAAGCUCCCACAGGUGAACCGAGAGGAUUAAGAGGGCCAACGGGAACCAACCAUGAGGGGGGACCGGCAUUGGGGACCCGGGGGAAAACUAAGGGAGAUAAGGGUAAGCAAGACCCUGGGGACCUAGAGUUACCUUCAUCCACUGUUCAGGCGCUCCCUGUCCGAGUGGGACCAACUAACCCGGACGGAGAGCGAACCUAUCAGUACUGGCCCUUUUCCACGAGUGACCUGUACAAUUGGAAGACCCAAAACCCUCCUUUCUCAGAGAAGCCCCAAGGCCUCAUUGACCUCUUAGAUUCCAUUUUGUUCACUCAUAAUCCCACCUGGGAUGAUUGUCAGCAGCUGUUGCAGGUGCUCUUCACCACGGAAGAACGGGAGCGAAUUCUGGCAGAGGCGCGGAAACGGGUACCAGGGGUCGACGGGAGGCCAACUGCCCAGCCUCAUCUUGUGGACGAGGGGUUUCCCCUGUUGCGGCCUAACUGGGAUUUUGAGCGAGUGGAAGGUAGGGAGCGUCUCCGAGUAUACCGCCAGACUCUAAUGGCUGGCCUGCGGGCUGCAGCAAGAAAGCCGACAAAUCUGGCAAAGGUAAAUUUAGUAAGGCAAGAGCCCACUGAAAGCCCGGCAGCCUUCCUAGAGAGGCUGAUGGAAGCUUUCAGGCAAUAUACACCUAUGGACCCCCAGGCUGAGGAGUCACGCGCUGCAGUUUUGUUAGCGUUUGUGAAUCAGGCAGCCCCAGAUAUUAGGAAGAAAUUACAAAAAGUAGAGGGAUUGGGAGAACAGACAAUACAGGAUUUACUGAAAGUAGCUGAAAAGGUAUUUAAUAAUAGGGAGACCCCAGAAGAAAGGGAAGAGCGAAUUCGGCGGGAGGAAAGGGAAUUAGCGGAGAAGAUCAGGAAAGAAGACAGGGAACAUAGGGCUAGAGAAAACCGGAAGAACCAGAAGGAGCUAGCCCAGAUUCUUUUUGCGGGGAUAAAGGCUGGAACAGAAUUGAGGGAACCUCGAAACCCCCGGACGAGAGAAAAAGAAAAACCAAAAAGGCAGGCCCUAAAGAAGGAUCAGUGCGCCUACUGCAAAGAACAGGGGCACUGGAAAAACGAGUGCCCUAAGAGGGACUCAAAGAGAGGAAUGACCCAGAGAGAAAAAAUCCCCCCUGGAACUCGAGUUCUAUAUGCGGGGGAAGACAGUGACUAG
Dama dama (fallow deer) is the source of this 1677-nucleotide messenger RNA. RefSeq lists its product as uncharacterized. Gene Ontology annotation, biological process: virion assembly. The record is from RefSeq and is a predicted model, not a curated record. Gene Ontology annotation, molecular function: nucleic acid binding; zinc ion binding. The coding region runs from base 1 to 1677 and encodes 558 amino acids. The transcript has a single exon. Lineage: Eukaryota; Metazoa; Chordata; Mammalia; Artiodactyla; Cervidae.